This is a messenger RNA of Orbicella faveolata, 3066 nucleotides long. Its product is annotated as histamine H2 receptor-like. The record is from RefSeq and is a predicted model, not a curated record. Lineage: Eukaryota; Metazoa; Cnidaria; Anthozoa; Scleractinia; Merulinidae. Gene Ontology annotation, molecular function: G protein-coupled receptor activity. Gene Ontology annotation, biological process: G protein-coupled receptor signaling pathway. Gene Ontology annotation, cellular component: plasma membrane.
AUGCUGAUUUUAACACCCAAAAUACACCCCUCUUGUACUAGAGUUCUUUGUCCCUCUCUUGCAGAGGAUUAUUUAUCUUCUAAGGAUGCGUUUAUAAGGGCAUCCAAAAUGGACUUCAACGAUUGGAAUAUCUUAUGGAGUGUUUGUUUUGGAGUGAUGGCCAUCAUAAUCGUGUUCGGAAACUGUCUUUCCAUUCUGAUUCUCUUGAAGCGAAGGCUUCGCAAACGUCCUCAUUUCUUGCUGAUCAGUCUGGCCAUAGCAGACCUUCUGGUCGGACUAUUUUCCAUACCAAUGUACAUGGUCAUGUGGUUCACUCGACAGACGCUGCUGUCUUCACUUGUUUUUGAUUGCGUUGAUAUGUACACUGGCUUUUCCUCAGUGUUUACAUUGGUCUUCAUUUCCCUUGAAAGACUUAACGCCAUAACUCAACCACUUCGUCACCGACAGUUGACAUUGCACAGCUACUUCAUUGCCAUAGCAACGCCUUGGAUCCUCUCCGUCGCUGUAACAUCAUCUCGAGUGCUGCUAGGGUUGGCCAUCAUAGACGUCCAUCAGUUCUUGUCUGUCAUCAUAAUGAGCCUAUCAAGUCCUCUGGUGAUAAUGUGCAUUGCCUAUUGCGUCAUUUGGAGAAAGGAAGCCUCGCGCCUCUAUCACUCUUUCAGAGCGAGGAGUGAGGCAAGGCUGGCUAAGACGGUGCUUCUUGUAACAGGAAUGUUUAUGUUGACUUGGAUGCCAUUCCAAAUCCUGGUAAUUGUGAUUGUCAAGUGCGCCACAUGUAACAACGUGUCUCUUGCAGUUGUCUUUGUAAUCAAGCUUCUUCAGUUUAGUAACUCGGUUCUGAACUUUUUCAUUUAUUGUCUCAGAAUGCCGAAUUAUCGCCAAGCACUGUUUUCAUUGUUUCCUAGUUGUAAUUGCUGUCAUCUUCGAAACGGAGUGGUUCAUCCUUCCGUUGAGUCUCAAGCGACUGGCGUCACCAUUCUUUCGUUCUCGACCUCAAUGACACAUACAGCACAAGAUACAUAGACGCAUACAUUUUACGUUGAGGUAAAAGUUGAGCUCUGCUCGAGUGACAAAAAAAAAAACAACAACAAAACAAGGAAAAACAGAAAUAAAUGGUAUAAUAUGACACUUUCAAAUGUUUGAAUGUUUGCAGAGGUGGAUAUAUUUGAUAUCACUGACUGCCAGUCAGUGCACGUGUAAAAUAUUUAUCCGAUUUGUAAAUACGCGAUCAAGCAUGUUUGAAAUUUGAUACCCGCCAAGGGAAAAAUGUUUGCGCAGAAAGGUAACGAAUUUAGGAAAAUAGUAAUUUUUAAAGUAGAACAACACUCUAAAAAGAUGAUGAUUUUCAGGAGAACUGUAAAAGAAAAAGAGUUUCAAAACUGCAAGAAAAAUAUGUACAGGAUACGGCAUUACUAAAGGCUGCCUAUUGUUGAGUGUCACAUUCGCCAUCAUCCUUCACUGUACUGACACAGGGUGAAUAGAUAUCUGCCGUUAUCUUUUUCGCAGCUACUGAGCGGGCGGAAUUUUUCCAUCCGAACCGCCACAGAGGGCGGAAUCCGUCGUGUUGAUCUGUUUUCGCGAACGAAUUAGUGGUAAUGGUCAGUCUUUAGCCCUUGUUUACACAUUAUCUGUUCCAAGGAAUUUGAGCUUGAUGUAUUGAAUACUUUUUGUGCGACGCGGGUUUAAAAACUCAACAUUUUACAAAGAACGUAUGAGCUCAUUAGCACUUUUGCCACCCAGAAACGCAGCAGUUGGUGAAAGCCAAUUUCCCCUUGAAUAUUACACCCAACGAGCCAAACAUUUCACCAGUUACCAGGUUUCACAAGCUCUUUUAAUGUUUGUAGUCAAUUCGUGUCUAGCAUGAGGCCUUCUACGCUCAAAGUCGUAUGUUGACGCGGAAAAAUGUAAACAAUCACGUCGGCAGAGAUUCGCCUACACUAUAACCAACAAGCUACCCUACUAGUAACAAAACGGUAAACCUGCCUUAUAAGGAUGCCGUGUAAAAGUCUUUAAAACGGUAUGAUAAUUACUGAAAUCAGAAAUGACCUUGCUUUAAAAAUAAUUAUGGGUUUUUCAUUUAACUAAUCUGGUGAGUACAUUUGUAAAUAUUCUUGAUGAACUUUCUAAAUAAAAUAUUUGACAAACCAAUGACUUUCGUUGUUGUUGUUGUUGUUGUUGUGGUUGUUGUCGUUGUCGUUGUUCUUGUCUUGAACUAACUGAUGAUUGUAAUUGUUAAGAUCUUAGUGGCUGCUUGUAAUCUUACUCAAAUCUUAAACAUCUACUGUACACGGUAGCACGGUGCGAGGUGAUAAGUGACUUGAAACCUAACCCUAAUAACAAAUCAAUUUCAUAGAAUUUAAAAUCAAAGACAAUUCUUUUCAGUUUUAAAUACAUGUUUCGUCAGUUACAACUAGAGUGAAUUUAAACAUACAAGUCAAUAUACAAGUUUUGUACAAUAGGUGCUACCUAGAAUAACUUAAGUUGCAUGAAUAAAAUAAGUAGUUCUUGGCCAGUCCUUAGUUUCAGCGGAGCGAGCGAGCAGCAACCUAAUCAGGAUUUAAGAAGAAUAUAUAGAAAGGAGUACGAAUUCUCGAAUUCAUCACUCUUUACCAGAAUGCACUGCAUUUAACCACAGUGCACUGCGCCAUUUUUGCCAGAGUGCGUUGCGCCACGAACAUCACGAGGACGUCGAGCCGUCGUCCUUUUCGCGUGGAUUCCAGUAAGAAAGAUAAGUGGUUAUGUUUUGCUCUAAUUCACCUGUAAAACGAUGUGAAGGAGAUUGUGCCUGACUUUCAACUCUUGCUCUUGCUUCAACUCUUGCUUUUGUUCUUAAUGCAGUAGGUGAAAGUUUAAAUCUGAACGAUCAAUUUUUAAACUUAGUAUGUCAUUUCUUAGCAGUCUCGCCUCCUUGGCCAAAUUCUUAAAUGAAGAGAAAUCUUCGCUACUAAAGCUUGUAGAAUAAUUAAGACAAACGAAAAUCGUAGAACACGCUAAUUUCAUAUAUGCUGCGAUUUAUUCCUUUUCAUCCAAACAGAAAUUUAAGCUAAAGCUUUAGCAUUUUCACGC